AUGGCGCACUUGUUGGAUGCGCGCAUGAUGUCCCGCACGCCCCCGUCCGCCUCCAGUCUCACGACGGCAGCGGCCGCUGCGCGCACCGCCAGUCGGCGCAAGUCGUCGCUCAGUGGCUCGUCCACGCACGACAGCAGCGUCAUGACCGCCGCCAGUUCGCCGCGCGCGCGCCGGCCGUCGGGGGGCUCGUCGCGCGCCCCGUCCCGCACCAAUAGCGGCUUCAACUUGACGACCGCGACGGCCAAGUUCGGCGCCUUGUCGCGAGCGCACGGCAAGCGAAGCGGCCGCAGUCGAUCGUCGCGACGGAACAAGAGCCAGGCCAUGGCAACCCCUAACCUCAUCGACCUCAAGACGAUUACGGCUGAAGAAGUGGAAUGGGAAGGGUAUUUGUACAAACAACGUAAGCUAGUCAAGAGCUGGACGCCGCGCUACAUCACGCUCCAGAACCGCACUGUGUCCAUCUACAAGUCCAAGACCCACGCGCUCGCCAAGGAGCAGUACCGCGGCCAGUGGGUCAUCAAGCAGAUCCUGAGCUCGCUCCCGUCCGCUGGCUUUGGCGGCUCGAAGCUCAAGCCGGAAGAGCUCGGCUUCAGUUUCCUGGCGGCCAAUGGCAACAUGAUCCACUUUAUCGCUGCGUCGGCUGUAGAAAAAGCCAUGUGGAUGCACAUGAUGCAACUCAGUUUACACAACACGAAGACGCGGGAAGUGUCGGCGCUGCAGCAAGGACGGCCACGGGGUGACGUGCCGCCCACGCCGACGCCGCGCUCGGCAGACGACGUCGUGUCGCUUGAAUCGUCCAUCACGACGCGGCUCGCUGAGAAGUUUCUCGCAGAUCUCGUUCGUCUCUUGACCGCCACGUCGUCAGAGAACGUCAUUGAGUGCUUGCCGUCGUUCCUGCGGCAGCUGAGCAAAGACGUGGAGCUCCUGUUCGACCUCGAGACGUGCGAAACGACGCAACCGUCGUGCGUGUUCAAGGGCAUUUACCACGGACGCGAAGGAUUUGUGCACUUUGCUGCGCUCUACGUGAGCAAGUACUUGCUGGCUAUAGACGUGGACGAGAAAGCGGUGCACCGAACCGACGACGACGACCACCACGCGUUCAUCUACGCUGGCCAUCGCCUGAUUAACACUGUGUCUGGCUCGACGACGGAAGGAAAGUUUGGACUGCAGAUCACGUUCACACCGGCACGGCGCAUUUCGCGCGUCGUGCUUUCGUUUCGUCAACGCAACGCGUCGAGAUCGAGGGCUCGUCGGGUCACGACGAAUCCGAUGGUCAUUGCGGAGCACACCGCGUGUUUUCACCAGUACUGCCUCACGAAACGCUCACUGGCUCUAUCGUUUUCAGACUUUGAUGUGGUUGGCGUGUUGGGACAAGGUGGCUUUGGUACGGUUGUGCUUGUGCAACGUCACCUUAACCCAGACGAGUACUUUGCCAUCAAGAUUAUCGACAAGCAGUCUGGCGCUGAAAGCGCGCUGAAGGAACGUCGCAUACUGUCUGGCGUCCGCCAUCCGUUCUUGACGUGCUUGCGUUUUGCUUUUCAGACGCAGACAAAGUUGUAUCUUGGUAUGGAUUACUACAAGGGAGGAAACCUGUAUUUGCACAUGCACUCGUCUAAAAUGGAUCCGAACGUGUCGACAAGCAGUGGCCGACGCUUUUCUGUGGAGCGUGCUCGCUUUUACGCUGCUGAGCUUGCGAUUGCACUGUCGUAUUUGCACGCCCACGGUAUUAUAUACCGUGAUUUGAAACCGGACAAUAUUAUGCUUGACAAGACGGGAAAUAUACGACUCGUGGACUUUGGUAUCUCCAAGCAGCUACGUCUCGAAGGUGAACCAGGGAGCCAUAGCUACUCCCAGGCAGGCACGCUGGCUGGAUCACCGGCGUACAUUGCUCCAGAGCAAUUGGUCACACAGAAGCCGCAGUACGGUAUGGAAGCAGAUUGGUGGAGCUAUGGUGUGCUCUUAUACGAAAUGCUGACAGGUAGCACUCCGUUCUUCGACUCAAACAUUUCGCAAAUGUACAAGAAGAUUCAGACUGCUGAUGUGAAGUACGAGAGAUAUCCACCAAUUGACGAAGAUGCCAUUGAUUUGCUGAAGAAGCUGUUGGUUCGUGAUCCCGCAGAGCGCGUUAAUAUCGAUGGUGUGCGUUCACACCCGUUCUUUGCAUCAAUUAAUUGGGAACGAUUGGAGUUAAAAGAAGUGGAACCGCCUUUUAUUCCGCCUACAGAAGAGUUGAUGCAGAAUGUGCAUGAACACUUCCGCAAUAUGAAUGUGACCGACACGAUCGGCGAGAACCCUAAGGCUGUGAAUGGAAGGAAGGCAUCUACGGUUGCAAACGAUAACGAUGGGUCGCACUUCGAUGAGUUUAGCUUUGCGUACGACAAGCCUCGCGAUACGUUUGACAAUCUGUCCAUGGCAGACGAAGGAUGGUUGGUGCGACAGCUACAAGAAGGUGCAGCAAUGCGCGGGCGACUGAACGCCUGCGAUACCGACCCCGUCGGGGAAGAACUGGGCAGCGAAGACGAAAUCGCGCAUCCGAUUAUGAAUGGUCAGGACAGCAGCGAAAGCGAUGAGCCGGAGGUCGAAGUCACCAACAUCUAA
Messenger RNA from Peronospora matthiolae, 2598 nucleotides. Lineage: Eukaryota; Oomycota; Peronosporomycetes; Peronosporales; Peronosporaceae. The record is from the annotation of a GenBank genome assembly.